AGUCGAGUCCCGGCCUCAGGUCGCGACGGGUGUUCAGUUUACAGGCGAGCGCCGUACCGUACGGUUGGCCUGCAUGCUGUUUCGGGUUGUAUAUUCCUAUGAUAGUUAUUGGAGGCGGUGAAAACUUUGCAACCUCCAUAGUUCCAUACGGUGAACGACAACGUGUUAAUUUCGAAGGAAAGUAUCGAACGAUAAUAACGAUAUUCCUUGUAGUGAAUAAAACUGUCGAAUCAUACUGUAUAAAUGGCUUACACUUCGUUAAUCGCGUGUGACCACAUCGUACUUUCCAAAUAUUCCUAACCAGUAAACCUCGUCAGUAAAAUAAUAUAACCGUGACAACAUAUACAAAACUAUCGUGUCUGGAUGUACUUACCAAGGGAGGUUUUGCUUCGAAACGUACACGCAUACGCGGCAUAAACAAACAAAGACCGGAGGUCUCCUUGAAACAGUAGCAGAGAACCAGUCGACGAUUUCAUAGUGUAAACUGCGGGACGAACGUUCGCGGUGUUCUUGUUAGUUAUCGUAGCUGCCGCAGUUGUCGUUGAUCGUCGCAUCGGGUAUAAACGGUGAAAAACUUGGACCACACUCGAAGGACUCUAAACCGUGAUUCAGUGAGUGAGAGUGACGGAAGUGUGUAAACAGGGCGAAAAGUGGAAAAAGGAAGAAGUUAUCUUUUUACCCUACCUUUUUUUUAACGGCCAAGAUAGUUCGCUAAGAUUUUUUUUGCCACUUGUACUUCUUCAGCCGAGGAGCUCACCGACUAUUAAAACUGGCAGCAACUUCAAGGCACUUCAUUCGCCGAGUGAUGUUCUGAGGCGCAUCGGUUGUAAAAGAUGAAGGCCGUAAUCGCUACGUGUCUCCUCCUCUUCGUCAACGGCGUCCUCUCCGUCGAGUGGAAACACAGUGCCGUCCUGGACAAUAACUUCUUAGUUCUUUGGACGCCUGGCGAAAGAGAUGUGAUGUUCGAGAUUCAAGUGAAGACUCUCGGCUACGUGGGUCUGGGUUUCACGAGGGAUGACGGCAGCGUUGGAGCUGACAUGGUCAUUGGAUGGGUAGACAACAACGGACAGCUCCAUCUUCAGGAUCGACACGUGAAGAAUUCUAGCAAGGAUCCGCAGAUGGACUCCAGCCAAGACUAUUCUCUGCUACUAGGUUACGAGAACAAGACGCACACAGUUCUUCGUUUCAGCAGACGAUACGAUACGUGCGACCCGCGGGACCUCAAGAUCACGAACGACACGAUGCAAGUGGUUUGGCAAUAUCAUGUGGAGGAACCGGUGUCUGCUGCUGGAGUUUUGCCGGAUCACGACGCCAUCCGAGGAUCGAGGCCGCUUUAUCUGGUGCAAAGGGACGCGCAACCGAAGCCAACCUCGCGCAACCAAGAAGCCGAGCCGCAGCUUCAAACGUGGGACAUAUUGAACCAGCAGGUUCGUUUACCCAAGGGACAAGACACGCUGCUUUGGUGUCGCGUUCUAAGGAUGCCAAACAUUGAUCACAAACACCACGUCGUGAAAUACGAGCCGGUGAUACAACCCGGAAGUCACGAUUACCUGCAUCACAUGACUUUGUACGAGUGUCGUAGAGAUCAGGCGCUAUUGGAGUCCGCCGCGAAGACGUCCGGCAGUGUUUGCUACGAGCCCAAUCAGCCGUCUCUUGAGUGUAACACAAUCGCGGCUAUCUGGAGCCUUGGUUCUGAGGGCUUCAAUUAUCCACCGGAGGCCGGUUAUGCGCUCGAUCCGCACAUAGGGCCGCGCUACUACAUGCUAGAAACACACUAUACGAACCCACAGAUGGAUGCAUUCAUCAGCGACAGCUCUGGCCUGCGUUUGCAUUACACGGACAAGCUGCGCACUCACGAUGCCGGCAUUCUAAGCGUCGGCAUCGACCCGAACUGGAGGCAUAUCAUACCACCCGGCCAGCCAGACGUUAUCUCCGAAGGUCAUUGCAUCUCGGAUUGUACCGGACACACCAUACCCAACAGCGGCAUCAACAUAUUCGCUGUCAUUAUGCAUACUCAUCAGCUGGGCAGGAAGGUCCGAUUGCGUCAGAUAAGGUCUGGCGAGGAGCUGCCACCCAUUGCGUCUGACACCAAUUACGAUCCUAGCUAUCAGGAGUAUCGGAAGCUGCAGAAGCCCGUCAGGGUCUAUCCGGGUGAUCAUUUAAUAGCCGAAUGUACAUAUUCAUCUAAAUCCAGACAAGCAAUCACGCUAGGUGGAUUGUCGACGAGGGAAGAAACUUGUUUGGUAUCCACGCUUUAUUAUCCUCGCAUCGAGCUGUCGCUUUGCUACUCUCUGCCUUCAUUGCCGACGGUUCUGCAGAGUUUGGGAAUCCAAAAGCUGAUGCAGGGUUCUAGCCCGGUAAAGAUUCAAGAACCGCAAAAGUUGUCCGGCAUGACAUUGGAGGAACGUUUGCUUAGCUACGACUGGGAGACCAGUUUUCAAAGUUUCCGAGAAGCUACUCGAGGAGGCACCUUCAAACCCCUCUGCUGGACGAACAAGGGUGUGCUGCCGGGCACGGAGAACUUGGAAGUCCACUAUCCUAGGAUUUUGAGGCCGUACGAGGAGGUUAACUUGCCUUGCUCGAAGAAACCUCUAAGAAACAAGUUGUCGAUGUUGCUCAGCGAAGACGAAGAUAUCGGUGCUCCCGUGGAUCCUGACAGUGACGAGACAAACGCCGUCGAACGUGGACAAUUGGUGCGCAGCAAAGUGUCCCGCAGCAGUGACGGACCAACUGGCGGAAGUUCCUCGACUAGAUCGGUACCACCGAUGGUCUUAAUAUUGACCAUUUUGGUGGCUGUAAUUGGCGGUACGUUCAGGUGAACACUGGUUGGUCGUCUGCACGCUGAUCGACCGAUCGAUCGAUUUCGUUUAUCUAGGACGGCCGUUUUAUCUUCUUGUUGAUCGCGCUGGAUCGGGGAGGAGAUGCAUAUGUAAGUACGUACCGGUGUGUAUCCUCUGACGCGUCACUUAAACUAAACAACUAUAUUCAUCGUUGAUUGGUCGUUGAAUGAGGACGGCGGUAGAUACCGGGGUUCCCUUUCGCGUUCGUUUCCACGUCUAUCCGGUUUGUCCUACUACCGAACGAUCGCAAUUUUUCUUACGGAGACGAUUCGUUUUACGAAACACAUCGAGGAAGAGUUGAUCGAUGGAUCAGCUGGAUGGAUUACCUCGAUCGACGUG
This is a messenger RNA of Bombus impatiens (common eastern bumble bee), 3179 nucleotides long. RefSeq names its product MOXD1 homolog 2 (gene olf413). NCBI's taxonomy places the organism in Eukaryota, Metazoa, Arthropoda, Insecta, Hymenoptera, Apidae. The transcript has 9 exons. Gene Ontology annotation, biological process: dopamine catabolic process; norepinephrine biosynthetic process; octopamine biosynthetic process. Bases 834 to 2819 code for a protein of 661 amino acids. Gene Ontology annotation, cellular component: secretory granule membrane. Gene Ontology annotation, molecular function: copper ion binding; dopamine beta-monooxygenase activity. The record is from RefSeq and is a predicted model, not a curated record.